CUCUUCUUGUCCGACUUCCAGUCGCGGUAGAGGCCGAAGUCUUCUGAUAUAACCGGCGCGCACGGCUCCUCUGGAAGUCAGUCGCGAUAGUUAGUUCCUCCGACUAGGACCAGGAUCCGGAUCGAACAGGGAUCCUUCGUGGAGGUGUACUCAUUUUUGGUGUGUCUGUGUGUGCUUUGUGAAUUUGGGGGAACUUGUUCUAAGAACAGCCAAAUAAAAGUGAAAAAUCAGUGCAUUUCGCAAAAACAAAAAAAGUGAGCCCAAAAUGCGUCAAUUCGUGACCGUGUUGGCCCUGGCCGGGCUCUGCGCCAUGGCCGGUGCCGUGUCGAAGCUGCAGGAGCGCUACAACUGGAAGCAGCUGGACUUUGUGUUCCCGAACCAGCGCCUCAAGCAGCAGGCCCUGGCCAGCGGGGAUUACGUGCCCACGAACGGGCUGCCCGUCGGGAUCGAGCGUUGGGAGAACAAACUGUUCGUCUCGGUGCCGCGAUGGAAGGAUGGCAUCCCCUCAACGCUCAAUUACAUCGACAUGAACGCGACCCCCUCGGGAUCCCCGCCCCUGAUCCCCUACCCGGACUGGGCCAGCAACGUGGCCGGCGACUGCGCCAACGGCCUCUCCACCGUGUACCGCAUCAAGGCUGACAAGUGCGACCGCCUGUGGGUGCUGGACACCGGUACCGUCGGCAUCGGCAACACCACCCAGCAGCUGUGCCCGUACGCGCUGAUCAUCUUUGACCUGAAGACGAACCGGAAGCUGCGCCGUUACGAGCUCCGUCCGGAGGACACCAACCCGAACACUUUCAUUGCCAACAUUGCCAUUGACAUGGGCCGUAGCUGCGAGGACACUUUUGCGUACAUGAGCGACGAGCUGGGCUACGGGUUGAUUGCGUACUCGUUUGAGCAGAACAAGUCGUGGCGGUUUGCGCACAGCUUCUUCUUCCCGGAUCCGCUGCGCGGAGACUUCAACGUGGCCGGGCUGAACUUCCAGUGGGGUGAGGAGGGUAUCUUUGGAAUGUCGCUGUCGCCGAUUCAAGCUGAUGGGUUCCGGACGAUGUACUUCUCGCCGCUGGCCAGUCACCGCGAGUUUAUGGUGUCGACCAAGGUGCUGCGCGAUGAAGCCGGAGUCGAGGAGAGCUUCCACCAGUUCCAGUACCUGAAGGAGCGUGGACCUAACGCCCAUACGACGUCGCGAGUCAUGAGCGAGUCCGGCCUGCAGCUGUUCAACCUGAUCGACCAGAACGCCGUCGGAUGUUGGCACUCGUCGCUGCCGUACAGCCCCGAGUACCACGGAAUCGUCGAUCGGGACGAUGUUGAGCUUGUCUUCCCCGCUGACGUCAAGAUCGACGAGGAGGACAACGUCUGGGUCAUCUCGGACCGCAUGCCGGUGUUCCUGAUCGCCGAACUGGACUACAGCGACGUCAACUUCCGAAUCUUCAGCGCUCCGCUCAGCACCCUGGUCUCCGGAACCGUCUGCGACGUCCAGCCCAGCUUCCCACGCGCCGGCGCCGUCCAACCCAAGUUCGGCGAAAACGACCUGGCCACCUUCCCCGGAACCACGCUGGUCCCGACCGGCUACACCCAACCCAUCAGCUAUACCCCGACCUCGUACGCCCCGACAACCGCCCCCGUCACCAAGUACGCCUCCCCCGCUUACGAAUCGCCAGCUUCCCCGCUUUACACGACCCAGCAAUUCCCCACAACCGCCAAGGCGUACCACUUCAACAAGUACCACGGCGUCGAGUACCAGACGCACGGUAACGGGCACGGCAACUACCACCACGGCGGACACGACCACGGUCACCACGGAGGUCACCACUACUGGAACGGUGCCGCGAACCGCAAGCAGGACUCGUGGAAGCAGUACUUUUACUAACGCGGAGCGGGACGUUUUCGGGGGGUAAGCGUUAGCGUUAACGCCAACCUCGAACAUCGCCCACUUCGUGGCACCUGUGAAUAGACUAGUUUAAGGCGCCUGUGGCGCAACCAGCGCACUCUGUUAGGGAAAUUUAGGUAAAUUAUUGAACGAUGUAACCCAUAUUCUGUAAACGGUAGGCGGAA
This is a messenger RNA of Culex pipiens pallens (northern house mosquito), 2055 nucleotides long. RefSeq names its product protein yellow (gene y). The record is from RefSeq and is a predicted model, not a curated record. The transcript is spliced from 2 exons. Gene Ontology annotation, cellular component: extracellular region. Bases 266 to 1870 code for a protein of 534 amino acids. NCBI's taxonomy places the organism in Eukaryota, Metazoa, Arthropoda, Insecta, Diptera, Culicidae.